This is a messenger RNA of Echinops telfairi (small Madagascar hedgehog), 1728 nucleotides long. RefSeq names its product single-strand-selective monofunctional uracil-DNA glycosylase 1 (gene SMUG1). The transcript has 2 exons. Gene Ontology annotation, biological process: base-excision repair. Gene Ontology annotation, molecular function: single-strand selective uracil DNA N-glycosylase activity; oxidized pyrimidine nucleobase lesion DNA N-glycosylase activity. The coding region runs from base 315 to 1142 and encodes 275 amino acids. NCBI's taxonomy places the organism in Eukaryota, Metazoa, Chordata, Mammalia, Afrosoricida, Tenrecidae. The record is from RefSeq and is a predicted model, not a curated record.
GUGAGGUGACGCUUCCAGGGUUCCAGGUGGUUCUUGUGUACCCUCACCUGGGGAGUCUUGUUAACAGGUUGAUUGGGAGUCAGUGGGAUGGAAAGGCACAUUCUGGGAAUGGAACGGUUCACAGCUGGGAGACUGGCUGUGGGAAGGGGGAGGUGAGGGGCCUUUGCUUUGGAUUCUGGAAGCAGCGAAGUGAGCUCAGGUCUGACUCCCUUGGCAGCUUAGGGUCCCCGCUGAGCUUGGCAAAUGGGGCUCUGAGCCCUGGCCAGCAUGGAGUCCCUCCUGUUCUGCCCCUCUCUUUUUCAGGUGACAGUGGCAUGGCUCUGCCCAAGCCUUUCCCCCUGGAGCCCCUCAAAGAGCCUGCUGGAGCCCAGCUGGAGCUGCAGCCCUGCCCACAAAGCCUGGCAGAGGGCUUUCUGGAGGAGGAGCGUCGACUUAAUGAGGAGCUAAGCCAGCUGCAGUUCCCCGAGCCUGUGGGCAUCAUCUACAACCCCGUGGAGUAUGCCUGGGAGCCACAUCGCAGCUACGUGACCCGCUACUGCCAGGGCCCAAAGGAAGUGCUCUUCCUGGGCAUGAACCCGGGACCCUUUGGCAUGGCCCAGACUGGGGUGCCUUUUGGGGAGGUGAAUGUGGUCCGGGACUGGUUGGGCAUUGGGGGCCCGGUCCUGCCCCCUCCCCAGGAGCACCCCAAGCGCCCCGUGCUGGGACUGGAGUGCCCACAUUCCGAGGUGAGCGGUGCCCGAUUCUGGGGCUUUUUCCGGAACCUCUGUGGACAGCCCGAGGCCUUCUUCCGCCACUGUUUUGUCCACAACCUGUGCCCUCUGCUCUUCCUGGCUCCCAGUGGGCGCAACCUCACCCCAGCCGAACUGCCCGCCAAGCAGCGCCACCAGCUGCUUGGGCUCUGCGACUUGGCCCUCGGCCGGCAGGUGCGGCUCCUCGGGGUGCGGCUGGUGGUUGGUGUGGGGCGGCUGGCUGAGCAGCGGGCCCGGCGGGCUCUGGCAGACCUGAUGCCAGAGGUCCAGGUGGAGGGGCUCCUGCAUCCUUCACCCCGAAGCCCCCAGGCCAACAGGGGCUGGGAGGCAGUGGCCAAGGAGAGGCUGAGUGAGCUAGGGCUGCUGCCGCUGCUGGUGAAAGAAGUGCCCUGAGACCUGAGCCAAGGACACGUCCAGGACCCCGAGGUCCCUCUCAGCAAGCAGAGCACCGCAGCCCAUCUGCCUGGAGCAGUGAGGCCUUCUUCAGCCCCCUGGCUGCUGGGAGACGCCUGGGGGAUCUAUUGAACUGUCUUCUGACCUCCCUCCGUGGUGGACGUGACUCCUGUUCCCCAUCCUGGUUCUCACUCUCCUCACUUCCCUUCGUCUCGUUCUCUUGUCUCAUAAGACCGAGUCCACGAGACCCCGCCGGAGGUGGGCUCUGCGGCCCCAACCACCGUGGGAGCUUCUGGUCAGCUGUGUGGGAUGCCAGCGGUCACAUUCAGAGGAAAGCGCUUCCCAGGGUCCUCACUCAUUCUCACAAAACAGUCGACCGCUUUCCUUACGGGGGCCAGGCCAAAACUUAGGGCACGCAUGUCCAGAGUGAAUUUCUUGCAGGCGACUGCGGCUGGGUCAGAGGGAUAAGUCCUCGGGGCCCAGUAGGAAAGGCACUGGACUUAGAAGGGCUGAAUUUUCUUUUCUUUUUAAUUUUUACUGGCAUAAAGUGUACACAUCAUACAAUUUUGUAGUUCAGUCAUAUCAA